AUGUUAGUCCAGGUGGAAGGGGACCCGGCCGAAUUCGCUGAGGAUAAGGUCUUUUUCACGGCUCUGCUCUCCCAGUUUGUCUUGUCCCGGGCCAGGAUCAGGAAAGACGGCGGGGAGUGGACGAAGAUGGCGUGGCCGGUGACUCUGUACGGCGGCGUCGGCCUCUACCAUGUCUUCGUCUCUUUCAACAGCAGGACAGGCAUGGUAGGGGUGGAAAACAACCUGGUCGGCGACAGGGACAUCAUCAUUGCAGUCGUCACGGGCCCACCCAUUAUGACGGACUGCGAACACGGCAUCGUCACUGUAAACCCUGGGUCGGCGGGGCCUGGUCUUCCCGCUCUGUCAACGCCAGCCCAAAGCUGUCCCUCACGGAUAUGA
Molecule: messenger RNA, 378 nt
Organism: Colletotrichum higginsianum IMI 349063
Lineage: Eukaryota; Fungi; Ascomycota; Sordariomycetes; Glomerellales; Glomerellaceae
Product: glucan endo-1,3-alpha-glucosidase agn1
Exons: 2
Coding region: 1-378 (125 amino acids)
Source: RefSeq, a predicted model, not a curated record